Molecule: messenger RNA, 1113 nt
Organism: Puma concolor (puma)
Lineage: Eukaryota; Metazoa; Chordata; Mammalia; Carnivora; Felidae
Source: RefSeq, a predicted model, not a curated record
AUGAGGGGCGAGGCCCCUUGAGGCCCGAAGAUGGGGAACGUCACUGAGAACUCGUCGCUGAGCUGUCCCAUCGACCACACCAUCCACCAGACUCUGGCCCCGGUGGUCUAUGUGGCGGUGCUGGUGGUGGGCUUCCCGGCCAACUGCCUGUCCCUCUACUUCGGCUACCUGCAGAUCAAGGCCCGGAACGAGCUGGGCGUGUACCUGUGCAACCUGACGGUGGCCGACCUCUUCUACAUCUGCUCGCUCCCCUUCUGGCUGCAGUACGUGCUGCAGCACGACAACUGGUCGCACGGAGACCUGUCCUGCCAGCUGUGCGGCAUCCUCCUCUACGAGAACAUCUACAUCAGCGUGGGCUUCCUGUGCUGCAUCUCCAUCGACCGCUACCUGGCCGUGGCCCACCCCUUCCGCUUCCACCAGUUCCGCACCCUGAAGGCGGCCGUGGGCGUCAGCGCGCUCAUCUGGGCCAAGGAGCUGCUGACCAGCGUCUACUUCCUCAGGCACCAGGAGGUGGUGGAGGACGACAAGCGGCACCGCGUCUGCUUCGAGCACUACCCGCUGGAGCCGUGGCAGCGCGGCAUCAACUACUACCGCUUCCUGGUGGGCUUCCUCUUCCCGCUGUGCCUGCUGCUGGCCUCCUACCAGGGCAUCCUGCGGGCCGUGCGCCGCAGCCACGGCACCCAGAAGAGCCGCAAGGACCAGAUCCAGCGGCUCGUGUUCAGCACGGUGGUCAUCUUCCUGGCCUGCUUCCUGCCCUACCACACCCUGCUGCUGGUGCGCAGCCUCUGGGAGGCCAGCUGCCAGUUCGCCAGGGCCGUCUUCAACGCCUACCACUUCGCCCUGCUCCUCACCAGCUUCAACUGCGUGGCCGACCCCGUGCUGUACUGCUUCGUCAGCGAGUCCACCCACAGGGACCUGGGCCGCCUGCGCGGGGCCUGCCUGGCCUUCCUCACCUGCGCCAGGACCGGCCGGGCCAGGGAGGCCUACCCGUCGGGCACCCCCGACGCCUCGGGGAAGAGCGAUGAGCCUGAGUUGCUGACCAGGCUCCACUCGACCUUCCAGACCCCGAACUCGCCUGGAGCGGGCGGGACCCCCGCGGGCGGCUUGGCCUAG